UGACGCGACUUCUAAUAGUUUGCAGUUCCAGUCUGGCACAAAGUGUUGGCAUUAAUGAACUAGCAGAGAGCAUGAUGGCUUUUAACACCAACUAUAAAGAUACUGGUCUUUUUGGUGUGUAUACUGUUGCAAAGUUGAAGUCUUGUCUCAUGCUUCACAUUGAUGGAACUGGUCCUGUUGCCGAGGACAUUGAACAUCAGCUACUCACAUACGACAGAAGGAUUCCAGUCACGGAGCUGUUUGCAAGGAUUGAUGCCGUGGAUGCUAGCACCAUCAAACGAGUUGCGAACAUAUUUAUAUUGGACCAGGAUGUUGCUAUAUCCACAGUGCUUUGGUAGAAUGUUGCUAUAUCCACAGUGCGGCCUAUCCAGGAUCUACCUGAUUAUAACUGGUUCAGGCGUAGAACCUACAUGCUCCGUUAUUAGGUGAUUCUUUGUUUCGGAGUUGUAAUGCAUCACAAUUACCCACCUUGCGCGACCAUUUCCUUGUUGAAUAUAUAGGUCUUACUUUUCUAAUUAUUCUUCUUGCAUCCCUUCUGGUUUUGUAACGGGUUUGUAGUUUUUUCCUAAAAAAAUAAGCGGCCUAUAUUCAAUAAUAUGGUUGUCGACAUUUGUUUUGAUAUUCUUUAAAAAAUUGUAGAUUGCAAAUUUGCAUAGGUUUGUUAUGAUUACGUUUGUUCAUAGUGGACGGUUCUUUAAGUGAAAUCGAUUGUGCAAUUGAUCUUCAUACAGAAGCUUUCUAGAAUCUCUUGGCAAUCGAGACUACUCCACAGAUAUAGCAAUUUCCAAUCUAAACUUAAUAUGA
Messenger RNA from Lycium barbarum (goji berry), 804 nucleotides. RefSeq names its product probable mitochondrial-processing peptidase subunit beta, mitochondrial. The record is from RefSeq and is a predicted model, not a curated record. Gene Ontology annotation, molecular function: metal ion binding. NCBI's taxonomy places the organism in Eukaryota, Viridiplantae, Streptophyta, Magnoliopsida, Solanales, Solanaceae. Bases 72 to 338 code for a protein of 88 amino acids. The transcript has 4 exons. Gene Ontology annotation, cellular component: mitochondrion.